UCCCCUGAUAUCAUAAAAAAAAAAAAGGAACAAAAACACAAUCAAAACCAAAAUUAGGGUUAGGGCUUCCUCACCAUCCUAAAUUUCCCCCAAUAUCAACAAUCUCCAAUUAACAAUUCCACAUCUCAAUUACCUCUACACAUGCAUACAACAGACAUUUAUCUCUCACACAAAGCUCCAAUUUGACACAAUCAUGAAAGAUUUAGAAGCAAUUGCACAAUCACCAUUCUCAGUUAUAUCAAACUCAAAUUCAUUAGAUGUUGAUAAAAAUGGCGGGAAUAUGUACGGAUGGCUUAUAAAUUGCCAUGGAUUCUGGCACAAUGUAGCAUUGGUUUUGCCUUGUGUUAUGUUUUUGUUGUUUUUAGCAUUUCAGGCAAAGAAGAGCUUUGUUAAGCUCUUGAAUGGGCGAUCAGUUGUUAUGAUUGCGUAUUACGGUUCAGUUUGGUUCGUGGUGUUUUUUAAUCUUGCUUGGUGCUUGCUUCAGGCAUGGGAAUGCACUUCUGCAAAAGAAACACCAUGGAAUGCUCUUUCGCUUUUUACAGAUGCUGGGAUGCUUUUUCUUGAAGUAAGCUUGGUGGCCUUCUUACUCCAAGGAAAUCAUUCUAGCGGAAAAGAAGGUUUGACCAGGACGUUUGUUGUCUCGGGUCUCAUUGUUGCUUUUGACAUACUCCUCAAGGCGAUCUACCUGUAUGGAUUUUCAGUUCCACUAUUUAUCACCGAUGGUGAACACAGAAAUCGGGUCAAAUGGGGAUUGUGGGCCGUCCACAAGUUACUACUUACCGCAGUAUAUGGUGUCAUUCUAUUUAUGUAUAACUCAGAUUGGAGAGAGAGACUGCCUGCUAGACCAGCAUUUUACAAGUACGCUAUCAUCAUGUUUUGCUUGAAUGUGACGGCAUCGCUAGCUUGUCUUUUGUUGACUGGACCUGGUUUUGUAUUUGGAUCCUGGUUAUAUAGUUUCACUACCAUUUGUUAUCAUGCCUUGUAUCUCCCUCUGCUAUAUGUUACAUUUCUUGCAGACUUUUUUGAGGAGGAUGAUUUCCAUUUGGAGAGUGUAUACUACUCUGAAAUGAAAGAUGCUGGCUUCUUUGACGCUGAUUGGGAGAUAUAACCUUGACAAUACAAAAGUAGAAUACAAUCGGUGGUUCAUUGUGUAAAUACUGACAAUCACACAAUGCACAAGCUCAGACCCUCCCUUUGAAUCUAAACGGUUUCUACUUGGCCAGUUUCAUCAACUCGAGCUGAUGCACUCGUAAAAUGUUGUUAUGUACAAUGUAAAUACCCUUAACCGAGGUUUAGAUGUAUGAGUAUAUACAAAUACCGAUUAUCUUCUUUA
Messenger RNA from Daucus carota subsp. sativus, 1333 nucleotides. Its product is annotated as protein CANDIDATE G-PROTEIN COUPLED RECEPTOR 2. The transcript has 6 exons. Gene Ontology annotation, biological process: G protein-coupled receptor signaling pathway. Bases 194 to 1108 code for a protein of 304 amino acids. The record is from RefSeq and is a predicted model, not a curated record. Gene Ontology annotation, molecular function: G protein-coupled receptor activity. NCBI's taxonomy places the organism in Eukaryota, Viridiplantae, Streptophyta, Magnoliopsida, Apiales, Apiaceae. Gene Ontology annotation, cellular component: plasma membrane.